This is a messenger RNA of Arabidopsis lyrata subsp. lyrata, 786 nucleotides long. RefSeq names its product signal recognition particle receptor subunit beta. NCBI's taxonomy places the organism in Eukaryota, Viridiplantae, Streptophyta, Magnoliopsida, Brassicales, Brassicaceae. The coding region runs from base 87 to 626 and encodes 179 amino acids. Gene Ontology annotation, cellular component: signal recognition particle receptor complex. Gene Ontology annotation, biological process: protein targeting to ER. The transcript is spliced from 3 exons. The record is from RefSeq and is a predicted model, not a curated record.
UACUUUGUUUUAUCUUAAACAACAAGUGCAGUUGAUUGUGAUGGGAUGGACUAACACAUUACCAAACCACGUCAUGUGCUUUCUCUAUGCGACAGAAAGGAAAACUCAAUCCUGUUCAUCUUGUUGAUGUUCCUGGGCACUCUCGGCUUCGACCCAAGCUUGAAGAAUUCUUGCCCCAAGCAGCUGCCAUUGUGUUUGUAGUGGAUGCCUUGGAGUUCCUCCCAAACUGUCGUGCAGCUUCAGAGUACCUAUAUGAUAUUUUGACCAAUGCGAAUGUUGUCAAGAACAAGAUUUCAGUCCUCCUUUGCUGUAACAAGACAGAUAAACUCACUGCACACACCAAGGAGUUUAUUCGGAAGCAGAUGGAGAAAGAAAUUGAGAAAUUGAGGGCUUCUAGGAGUGCGGUAUCUAUAGCUGAUAUAGCGAACGACUUCAGCAUUGGAAUUGAAGGAGAAGUGUUCUCCUUCUCGCAUUGCUACAACAAAGUCACUGUAGCUGAGGCAUCUGGACUCACCGGAGAAACCGUCCAGAUCCAAGACUUCAUUCGAGAAUACAUCAAGCCUUUAGCUCAAACGUGCAUUAAUAGAUUGAAUCUACGACUAGAUUCUUAUGCCUUUGGUCUGUGACUUUGAUUUGAGUUUAGUGAUCCUUUUUGUAUAUGAGUUCUUUGUUUGCUCAUUGUGGUUCUAAAAGAUAGGAGACAGAGGAGGAAGAUGAAGAUAGGAGACAUAGGGGUAGAUGAAGAUAGGAGAUUUAUCGAUCUUGUAUAUUUUUAUUGAUGUAGUA